CGCUUUUUGUUUAAUGACAAAUCGGGUCCACAAGCAGCAUCCGCCAUAUUACAAAACAAAUAUGGUGAUAGAGUAGUGGACGUGCGUGCAUGUGUGAGUGCGAACUGUAUAAACUGUGUCAAGCAGUAAGCGCUAUCUUAUCUUGCCGCGAAAUUAUCGAUUUUACACCGUUGCAACCGAACAGAAUUAUGAUGGCCCAGCCCACUACAACAAUAGAAACUGUCACAAUUAAAAGGCCAUUAAAGGUCAUAGCUUUUAUAUGCGGACUAAUAGUAAUAAUAUUGAUGAUAAUGGGGCUGGCCUCUACAGACUGGCUAAUGGCAGCCGGCUGGAGACAGGGGCUUUUCAUGCACUGCAUUGAAGAAGAUGCCCCACAGCCCCUUCCAUUCAACACCCAGGACGGCCCUGGAUGCUACCAGUCCAGAGAUGCAGCUUACAUCAAGGCAGCUGCGGCUCUAUGCGUUGUUACCCUCCUAACAGAUCUAGUAGCUACAGUUUUGACAGGUCUAGGCCUUAGAACAAAAGAACAUCACACCAAAUACAAGUACUACAGGUUUGCCGUCAUAGUGAUGGGUCUUGCACUGGCUGCAAUACUCAUCGCCCUUAUCAUUUACCCCGUCUGUUUUGCCGCAGAACUUAAUUUAGGCAACCGGACGAUAUGGGAGUUCGGCUGGGCGUACGGGGUGGGCUGGGGCGCCGCCAUCUUCCUCUUCGGCGGCGUCAUCCUGCUGAUGUGCGACAAGGAGAGCGAGGAGAUCUACUACAAGGAGAGGAAGAUCGUGCACGACAACGAUUCGCGCGCCUAGUGGCCGCAUAGUCUGCCCGACGUCGUGCUCUGAUGACCCCAGCGCCCUCUUUCGAUCGAAGGAAGGCGGCAGGGCUCCACUCGAGCGUGACGUAACCGCUCUCAGGCUCUGCGUGCUGACGGAUGAACGUUUUGUGUGAAUGGACAAAUGCCUGUUGUUAUUUAAGUUGGUUUUUUUUCAUUUUAAGGGCCGAAAUAAAAUAUACACGGGUAAGUACAGAUUUUAUCCAAACAUUUGACACUACUCACAAGCCAUAACUACUGCGUAUAUUUUGUUUUUCAGCCCCUAAACUUAGUGGAAAAGAUUGAGCAAGUCAAGAAAAGACGA
Molecule: messenger RNA, 1133 nt
Organism: Brassicogethes aeneus
Lineage: Eukaryota; Metazoa; Arthropoda; Insecta; Coleoptera; Nitidulidae
Source: the annotation of a GenBank genome assembly